AUGAUGACCCCAUAUAGGGGUAGAGGCCGCGGUUAUGACCGUGGUGGGAGAGGGAGUAACAAUAUGUUACCCCAGGCAGAAUCAAACAUUCCUCUAAUAGGGGAUUUGACUACUGUCUACAAAGGCAGAAAAAUACAGCAAUUACCUGCAUCCUCAGCAAAAAAGGAAGAUAUUGCUUCCUAUUCCUCUAAUAAAACUACAUCCUACAAGGAAGUUGCGGUUAAUAACCCACCUCAAGAACAAAUGAAUUAUUUUAAAAAUCCAGUAACUGAGAAAAUCAUGUAUAUUGAUGAUGAAGAUAUUAAGAUAAAUCCAAAUGAUGGUUGGUCUAUCAAGACUAGAUACCUCGAAUCAAGAGGAUAUCCAGGUCUUCAUGGAAAAUCUAGGCCCAACCUAGAAAUUCUCCUGACUGUUAUCGAAUCAGUAACAAUUACCCACCAUUACUAA
Messenger RNA from Lathyrus sativus (Indian pea), 447 nucleotides. The record is from the annotation of a GenBank genome assembly. NCBI's taxonomy places the organism in Eukaryota, Viridiplantae, Streptophyta, Magnoliopsida, Fabales, Fabaceae.